UAAGUUUGUCUACUUACUUAGGAAACACCCUGUAUAUGCAUAUACUAUAGUGCAUUCAUAUAAAAUAAUGAUGUAGAAAAUUCUAAAUCUAACACAGGACAUACAUGAAUACAAUUUUCGAGUGUAAUUUUUAUUGAAUAAUUUAAUAAUUUGCAUACAAUAUUUAUAUUUCCAAAUUACUUAUGAUAAUAAUGUAAUAUAAUUGAUAACUUUUUAAAUAUAUAGAUACAAACAUAUUCAUAUCCAUGUAUGAGAUUUUUAUAAAAAACUUGCUUCCCCUUCAUUCCUAUUUUCUCGUUCUUCAUCCCUUGGUGCGCGAAGUAUACGCGCUCAAUGCGAGCGAAUAACUUUCAACGAAAUUUAGUCGAAUUUACAGUCGAAUUAGGCUUGCUGUUCUGGAAAACUCGAUCGCAUCGGGUCCGGGAUAUAAUUAACGCCGCAGGAGGAAGACGGAACGUGCGAUUACUUAAUGACGCAGUACCGCGCCGUGGUUUUAUCGUGGAGUCAUUUCCGCGGGAUGCCGCAGUAUCCUCUCGGAUCGCGGGCGUUUGGCGCGUCGCGCGUCGCCUCGUCGUCGUCAAAGGCACGUUGGCGUUAACGGCGAAAUAAUGACACGCUGCUGGACGACGGGGUGCUUCUUUCUGUUCCUGAUGGCGAUGCAGCACCUCGCGCCCGUAUCCGCGCGGCGCAUCCGGGACCGGGAGGCGGUUUGCGAGUCCCAGCAGAGCUGCGCGAGCUGCCUGCAAGCACCGCGCUGUGCAUGGUGCUCCAUGACGGCAUCCGGGCAGAAUACGAGCGUUCCUUUACUACGUUGCGUAUCGAGAGAGACAUAUUUGAAGGAAGGCCGUUCUUGGUGUCCAGAAUCGGACGUUGUGUAUUAUAAUAAUACGGAGGAGACUCUCGAGGAUCUACCGUUGUCCUCCGACAAGAAGAACUCAGUGCAAGUCCAACCCCAAAGGAUGCAGUUGCGUCUCAGGCGAGGAGAGGAACAUCGCCUGACGCUGAGAUACAGCCAAGCCGAGGAUUACCCCGUGGAUUUGUAUUAUCUCAUGGAUUUGUCUGCAUCCAUGGAGCCGUACAGAAAUGAUCUGUCGGAACUCGGAUCGCUAUUGGCGGAGACCAUGCUAAACCUCACGUCGAAUUUCCGCAUCGGUUUCGGCAGUUUCGUAGACAAGGUCAUUUUACCGAUGACUAACACGCAGCCUGAUAAAUUGGAGUCUCCCUGCACGUUGGACAUUGGAAAAUGUGCACCACCCUACAAUUAUAAAAAUCAGAUGCCUCUUACAGAGAAUGUCACUCUAUUUAAGGACCAGGUACAAGCGGCGCCGAUAUCGGGCAAUUUGGACGGUCCCGAAGGCGGGCUGGACGCGAUGAUGCAGGUCAUGGUAUGCACCAAGAAAAUCGGCUGGCGCCAAAAAGCACGUCACCUUAUCGUGUUCUCGACCGACGCGGUGUUCCAUAUCGCCGGCGACGGUAAACUUGCAGGGAUAAUCGAGCCGAAUGACUGCUUAUGCCACUUGGACGAGAGCGGAUUUUACUCUCACUCACUUCUACAGGAUUACCCGUCGAUCUCCCAGCUGAACAGAAAAGCGCGUGAAUACGACAUGAGCAUUAUAUUCGCCGUGCCUGAUCACAAGAAUGGAACCUAUCAGCGAUUGAGUCGGCGUAUCAGUGGAUCGUCCACAGGAACUUUGAGAAAAGACUCGAAAAACGUUGCCGACUUAGUGAAGAAGGAGUAUGAAAAAUUAGUGGACUCGGUGGUGCUGAUUGACACGGCACCAAAGGUGCUCGACAUUAAAUAUUUCUCUCGAUGUUUGAACAAGACGGGAGAAUUGUUAGAACGGCGGCAAUGCGAUGGAAUUCGUACAGGCAAUGUUAUCGAGUUUGAAAUCGUGCUCAAGGUUGUGGAAUGUCCCAAGGAUCCGAAGGAUUGGCGUCAAACCGUGGAGAUCAAACCCCGUGGCUUGAACGAGAGCUUGAUCAUCGAUUUGGAGAUGAUCUGCGAUUGCCCGUGUGAGAGACAAGGACAUCCGGGAUUUCGACCAAACGCUACGGAGUGCAAGGAGAGUGGCACGUCCAUGUGCGGCAUUUGUUCCUGCAAUCCUGGUUUUUACGGCAAGCAGUGCGAGUGCGAGGGGAAUGAGAUGGGCGCCGGAAACUUGAUCUCGAUGGCCGACUGCAAACCAGACAAUCAGACCACCGAGAUCUGCAGCGGCCGCGGCACAUGCAAGUGCGGCGUCUGCGACUGCGACAAACGGCCGCACAAUCCGCAGGAAAUGUUCUACGGCAAGUAUUGCGAGUGCGACAACUUCUCGUGCAAACGCAGCGGUGGCCAGCUCUGCGGCGGACGCGGCAAGUGCGAGUGCGGUACCUGCAAUUGCCUGCCGGAAUGGAGUGGCGAAACGUGCGACUGUAAGGAGACCAACAGCACGUGCAUGCCGCCGGGCGGAAACGCUGAAAUUUGCAGCGGACGCGGUCGCUGCAUCUGCGGUAAUUGCCAUUGCCAAGAACUGCAAAACAUCCGAUACUCUGGACAAUACUGCGAGGAGUGCCCUUUGUGUCCAGGACAACGAUGCGAAGAGCUGAAGAAUUGCGUGGAGUGUACGGUGCACAAGACAGGACCGUACGCAAAUAACGGCAAGUGCGUGUGCGUACACGAAAUCGAAACGGUCGACGUUGUCGAAGAAGAUCCUGUGAAAGACGAGCAGACUGGCGCCCGCAUAUGUCGAACACCCGGUGAUGCAGGUUGCACGUUCGUCUUUAAAUAUCAAUAUCACAGAGAAGGUACAGGCGGAGAUAUCAAAAUCUUCAAGAUCCAAGCGGAGAAGGAGAAAACCUGUCCGAAGCCCAUCAACGUUUUUGGUGUUGCGCUGGGCGUCGUCGUCAGCACCGUAAUCAUCGGUUUCCUGAUUCUCCUCAUUUGGAAGAUCGUCACGAUGAUCCACGACAGGAGAGAAUACGUCAGGUUUGAGAAGGAGCGCGCCCUCGCCAAAUGGGACAGGGGGGAGAAUCCACUUUACAAACAAGCGACGUCGACUUUCUCUAAUCCGACAUUCGACAGAAAUACUUAGAAUGAGUAAUUUAUAAUAAUUUUAUAGAUCCUGAUCUUGUGAUAUUAUAAACUAUGAAAAUAAAUGACGCCGAUUGUGCCUCGUGUAUUGAAACUCCAAAA
Messenger RNA from Ooceraea biroi (clonal raider ant), 3172 nucleotides. RefSeq names its product integrin beta-PS. Gene Ontology annotation, biological process: cell adhesion mediated by integrin; cell migration; integrin-mediated signaling pathway. The record is from RefSeq and is a predicted model, not a curated record. NCBI's taxonomy places the organism in Eukaryota, Metazoa, Arthropoda, Insecta, Hymenoptera, Formicidae. Gene Ontology annotation, molecular function: integrin binding. Gene Ontology annotation, cellular component: focal adhesion; integrin complex; cell surface.